Molecule: messenger RNA, 2815 nt
Organism: Micropterus salmoides (largemouth bass)
Lineage: Eukaryota; Metazoa; Chordata; Actinopteri; Centrarchiformes; Centrarchidae
Product: zinc finger protein 721-like
Exons: 3
Coding region: 41-1915 (624 amino acids)
Biological process (GO): regulation of transcription by RNA polymerase II
Molecular function (GO): DNA-binding transcription factor activity; RNA polymerase II cis-regulatory region sequence-specific DNA binding
Source: RefSeq, a predicted model, not a curated record
GGAGACCUGCUGGAUCUCAGAGACCAGGACCGAGAGCGGGAUGGAGGAGGACAACCAGGACCCGGAGCCCCGGAGCAACAACGUCCCCGGAGGACAAACAGCAGGCUCGAGCUCUGAUAGCACCGAUGUUCAGAGACGAGAUGGACUGAAACGUCACCCCUGUCAGCACUGUGACAAGUCAUUCACAACAUCUAGAUAUUUGAAGAUUCAUCUGAGAGUUCACACUGGAGAGAAACUGUACAGCUGUGACCUAUGUGGGAAAACUUUCACUGAAUCACGUCACUUAAAAAUCCACCACCGUAUUCACACUGGAGAGAAACCGUACAGCUGUGAACAGUGUGGAAAAACUUUCGCUCAAUCAAGUAACCUAAAACUCCACCAACGUGUUCACACUGAAGAGAAACCGUACAGGUGUGAACAGUGUGGGAAAUCUUUCGCUCAAUCAAGUGACCUAAAAGUCCACAACCGUGUUCACACUGGAGAGAAAUUGUACAGCUGUGACGAAUGUGGGAAAGCUUUCAUUACAUCAAGAAAACUUCAAGUCCACCAACGUGUUCACACUGGAGAGAAACCGCACUGGUGUGAACAUUGUGGAAAAACUUUUACUCAGUCAAGUCACCUUAAAAUCCACCAACAUGUUCACACUGGAGAGAAACCGUACUGGUGUGAACAGUGUGGAAAAACGUUCACUACAUCAAGUCACCUAAAAAUCCACCAACGUGUUCACACUGGAGAGAAUAUGCACAGCUGUGAACAAUGUGGUAAAGCUUUCACUACAUCAAGUGAACUUCAAAAGCACCAACGUGUUCACACUGGAGAAAAACCGUACUGGUGUGAACAAUGUGGGAAAACUUUCGCUCAAUCAGGUAACCUGAAACUCCACCAACGUGUUCACACUGGAGAGAAACCGUACUGGUGUGAACAGUGUGGGAAAUCUUUCGCUCAAUCAGGUACCCUAAAAAUCCACCAACGUGUUCACACUGGAGAGAAACUGUACAGCUGUGACCAGUGUGGGAAAUCUUUCAGUCAAUCAGGUGUCCUAAAAAUCCACCAACGUAUUCACACUGGAGAGAAACUGUACAGCUGUGACCAGUGUGGGAAAUCUUUCACUACAUCUGGUGCCCUAAAAAUCCACCAACGUGUUCACACUGGAGAGAAACGGUACUGGUGUGAACAGUGUGGAAUAACUUUUGCUCGAUCAGAUUCCCUAAAAGUCCACCAACGUGUUCACAAUGGAGAGAAACCGUACUGGUGUGAACACUGUGGAAAAACAUUUGCUCGUUCAGGUACCCUAAAUAUCCACCAACGUGUUCACAAUGGAGAGAAACCGUACUGGUGUGAACAGUGUGGAAAAUCUUUUGCUCAGUCAGGUACCUUAAAAAUUCACCAACGUGUUCACACUGGAGAGAAACUGUACAGCUGUGAUCAGUGUGGGAAAGCUUUCACUCAAUCAGGUGACCUAAAAAUCCACCAACGUGUUCACACUGGAGAGAAACUGUACAGCUGUGAUCAGUGUGGGAAAUCUUUCACUACAUCUUGUGCCCUAAAAGUCCACCAGCGUAUUCACACUGGAGAGAAAUGGUACUGGUGUGAACAGUGUGGAACAAAGUUUGCUCGAUUAAGUUCCCUAAAAAUCCACCAACGUGUUCACACCGGAGAUAAACCAUACUGGUGUGAACAGUGUGGAAAAACUUUUUCUCAAUUAGGUACCCUAAAUAUCCACCAACGUGUUCACACUGGACAGAAACCGUACUGGUGUGAACAGUGUGGAAAAACUUUUGCUCAAUCAGGUACCCUAAAAAUUCACCAACGUGUUCACACUGAGAUAAACCAUAGCUGUGGCCAAUGUGGCAAAUCUUAUACCAACAGGAGAACCCUUAAAAGACACAAAUGCAUUGACAAAGCAUCAUUGUGACAUUUUUCACAGUGCCAAGCUAGCUGUUUCCUCCUGCCCUGAAUACAACCACCUGUUAUCAUGUGACGGUGCUGGACUAAUGUCAUGUGGUGACAGCUUAGAAAGUUUGAUUUGGAAAGAGCUGGAAAGCAUUACAACAGCGAAUUAAAUUGCAGUAGCCAGGUUACAACCAGUAGAGGGCAGUCUCUGCAUUUUUGUAGCACUAUACAUAGAAUAGUUUACAGUAAAAUAUUCAGAUUUGGACCUGAAUCCAUCAACAACACUACUAAAUACCCAUACACAUUGGUAAUCAGGUGAAAUAAGAAGUUUGGGGGUUAAGUGACUCUAAGAAGACCAUGGGAUGUGGUCAAAAGCUAAAACAAAGAGGUAGUGAGGCUUGUGUUCAGACUCCUUUAUUAUAGAUGCAGUGUUUACCACACAUUGAUUUAUUUGUGGCGGUCCGCCACCAUAUCAACACUGACCGCCACGUAUAGAUUUUUUUUUUUACUAGGAGUAUUCGCGCAGCACCUCCACUCGCUCCCUCGCUCUCGCUCUCAUGAACACCGUUGCACAAAUCUGUCUCAAACAACUCUGUCAAUGUCAGAGACCCAGCUUGAAUGAAGUUAUUAGUAAACAUGUAAAGAGCUUGGUUAAUACGGAGAGCUAUAUUAACAUUUGAAUAUAGCGGGGUUGUCGAUGUUCGCACGCUUUAUAUAGCUGGUAAUCGAUAUCGACAAUCACCUACAUUACAUUUACAUUUUUUCAUUUAGCUGAUGCUUUUAUCCAAAGCGACGUACAAUUGUUAUAAACGUUAGCGGUUACACGCCUCUGGAGCAACGAGGGGUUAAGUGUCUUGCUGAGGGACAAAAUGGUGGAUGGGUCACAGUGGGGGAUUGAACGUGGGUCUCUCACACCAGAGGC